UCAAUAUCUGUCUAUGAUGACGCUGACGUUGAGAUUCCUCCGCUGCAGGGAGGCUGGACGAGAUGUAGCGCGAUCGUAGAAGCAAGACCCCACCAGCACCACCACGGGGUUCAAAGGCCAGCAGCAUCCGAAACAAGCACACAACUUUCCAGUCUGUUCGCAGAGGCGGCGAACCUCGCAGCCCUCCAAAUGUUGCCUUAUUUUCUAAACUUUGGGUGUCUCCCCCAUGUUGUUGGGUAUGGGACUACAACUCCCAUCAUGCCCUAGCUAGCAAGACCAAUGGUCUGGGAUGAUGGGAGUUGUAGUCCAACAAACAGCUGGAGCCCUAAGGUGGACAAAGGCUGCCCACCAGGCACCAGGGAUGAAGGGUUGCAGGCUGCUCAGCCCUCGAAUAGGAUUGCAUUUGAAAGUUAAUUCCUUUCGAGGAAUGAAUGAAUUGAUUGAUUGAUUGAUUGAUUGUAGAGUCGGCAGGGACCCCGAUGGGUUCUUCUGCGUGGAUUUUUGUAAACGUAAUUCAUUUGCUCUGAUUCCAGGACAAAUGGCCAAAGGCAUUGGGCUGUGGUCCAGGAGGGAGGGAAUCCCUGCCCAUCCAGAAGGACCCCCACCUGGGGGAAACUACAAAGGGGCUGCACCACCCUGAGGUUUUUGCAGAGGGCUGUGCCCGGCCAGAGAGGCACCUGGGCCACGCAGGCAGAUCGGUCCAGCCCAGAUGCAGGAAGUGUUAAAAAAUAAUGUUCAUGUGUUGAGGAUAGAUGGCUGUAGUUUUGACAUCCGUGUAAACAAGCGAGGAGAAAAAUACUGCAAUCCUGCCUGCAAGCACUAGAAGGAGCCCACAACCCACCUGGGUUCACUCUCAGAAAGAAACCUUUUACAGAUUUCUACUGGGUAAUGAACUGAAUCCUUUAAAAUGGAUAGCAAUCCAUUUCCAGAAGCAUCUUCCUCAUUGAUCUUUGGAGAUAUUAAAAGACGUGUCGGGGGGAAGAAGAACGGAUCUCUAAAAGCUGGGAAGCUGAAUGCUUCUCUUGCAUGUAAAAUCAAAACUAAGAUAAGAAGCAACUCUUCACUUUUUAAGAUUUCUUUGAAACACAAUAAUAAGGCUCUGGCCAUGGCCCUCAGCGCAGAGAAAGAAAAUUCUAGGAAGCUAAAAAAUGAAAAGCUCUUAUUACAGAAAGAAGUGGAUGAGCUGCAUUUGCAGAAUGUCUUACUGCGCCAAAAGCUGAAUCGUCUGAAUAAAAUUCUCAUAGAACUGGAAGCAUUCGUGAAUAAUAACAUUUCAACUGCAAUUGAAAUGAGCACUCUUUCAGAGCAUAUUCAAAAACCCUUAGCAAUGGAAAAAGACCACUGCAACAGUUCUGGUCAAAAGCCUGAGAUUUCUGAUCAACCAAUUAGAACUAUCAGGCAGCAUGUGAGCACUCAGACUGAAGAACAUAAUGGAAAUCAGCAAAGUAACAUAUCAGUCUGUGUAGCUGAUGAUCUUGUUACAUCAAAGGAAACUGCAGCAGAUCAAAUCAAUGCAGAGUUAUUUGUGUCUGGAAAAAAUACCUCAAAAUCAAGUGAAACAAAUAAAAUAGAAACAGUAUUUAUUGCAAAUAAAUUUACAAAAGAAAAUCCAUCAUGUAUGGAUCAGAUGUCUAGUAGGACCUUUAAGCUGGAUCUGGAUAAUGCAUAUUCUGUAGAAAAAUAUGAAAGACAAUCAAAAGCACACAAUAGUCCUCUUCUAAUCGAUAGAUAUGUGACUGAACGGAAGAAACGAGGACUGUCCUGCACAUCAAAUAUUCAGUCUACUAUAAACAAUUUUGAGAGUAAAACAGAGCAAAAUAGCAUAUUGCAUUGUGACACUGACAAAGUCCACACUAAUGGUCAGAUGGCCCCAAAAGAUGUUUCAUGCACUAAAUCAUCUCAACCUAGAAAGGAGCCUGAUCACACCGAUAAACUAUGUUUUAUAAAUGGUAAAAAACCAGAAGAAACUGUAUAUGAUGCUGACAUGGAAUUGACUGCUAGUGAACUAGGUGAGAUACUCUUAAUUAAAUCAAAAGCCAAGGUUGAGAACGCUAAAAUAGUAAAAACUGAUAAAAUUUCAGCAAAUUUGAGAAAAGUGAAAACUAAAAGUACAGAAAAACAGAUUGAGGAUAAAUAUAACAUUAAACCUAAAAAAUCUAACAAGAAAGUUCCUAGUAAUGGAAAAGUUAAAGAUAUUGAUAUUGUUGAAUCUAAAAAUGUUCUACCACCAGAAAAAGGAUUGUUUCAAAUGAGAAAUGAUCAGCAAAUGAAACUGAAGAACACCAAUAAACUUGGAGAAGAUUUCAAGAACAGUAACAAGAAUGACAAACAGGUGCAUCCCCUAAGACUUGUAGACUUACGGCAAACAACUCAUGUUUUAGAAAAAGAAAAAAUGAAAGAUACAAUUUUUGAAACAGCUCAGAAUUCAGAAAACCAGGUCCCAGAACAUGAUUUUAACGUACCUGGUGGUAAAUUACCAUUAGAAGGUUAUUCUAUUGAAAGCUUGCCUCCAGUACAAAGCUGUGUGGUUUCAAUACAGGAUUUAGACAUAAAUGAAACCUAUCCUGUUGUUUCCAAAAUAAAAAAAUCACAUUACAGUGAAAUGGAAAAUGGGCAGUAUUUGAAAGGGCCUAGAUCAAAGGUAUGCAAUUCUAAUAGCCAGACUAUACAAGAUGAAAAGACUGAUAUAAAAAGUGGCUUUAAUAAGAGAGAAGUGUCUUCCAAUUUCGGAACAACAACAGAGAGAUCUGCUCAUGCUUUAGGUAUUCCUAAAACAGAUCAAAUUAAUGAAGAGUUUUCACAUGGUGAUAAAAGAAGAAUUUUUGCAAAAGCUGGUAGGAAGACAUACAUUAUAUACCCAAGCUCUCAGAAAAAAACUUCUGUGAAACAAAAAUUACACGACGAAAAUGUGUAUACUGAGAAUAUCCAUGAAGGAAAUGAAAACAUUCAAAGAAAUUCCAAUGUUCAGCAUGUUACAAUUUCAUGUUACCUAAAGAAAGCGGCUGAAUGUUGCGUUGAAACAUCCGAAGAAAGGGUAGAUUCUACACCAAACCCAAACAAGAAGACCUAUAGUGUUUCUUCAUGUGAUCAAGCUGUAAUUACAGGGCGUAAGCCUCUUCAAGAACUGACAAAUAUCAAAGCACCUUCCCUUCCAAAACCCAAUAAAGACUUAGAAGAAAAUUCCAUAUCACCUGUUAGACGCAGGCGAGCUACAGUUUGCUACAAAGAACCCAAAAUCAACAGCAAAUUGAGGAGAGGAGAUAAAUUCACAGAUACAGAGUUUCUUAAUGUUCCAGUCUUCAAAGUCAGAAACAAACAAAGCUUUAAAAGUAAAUCAAGAUUACUCUAAAGAGGAUAUACAGAAAAGUGCCUACUAGUAUGUUGUAUCUACUUUUUAAACAAAUUUUAUUAUUUCUUCUUUACUAAAUUCCACUGAUUCAAUUUUUAUUUGAACUAGAUUGCUUUCUUCCACUCUCUUUUUAAUCAGAAUGAACGAGGUGAGCAAAAGUAUAUCUACACAGACAAAACUUUAGUGUUGAUAGUUUAUGUAAGUUUAAGCAUUUCGUAGCAUCUUUUGCGUAGCAUAUUCUACUUUAAAACUGCUGAAUUAAAGUUUCCAAGUUUUGCACACAAUGUAAAGUGAAUAUAAUUAUUUCAGAGGAUAACAGAAGUUUUCCAUUUUACUUGGGAAAGUAGUCUUUCUCACAGCCUGAACCAAUUCUGAGUUACAGCUGUUGUGUCUUGUAUGUAGAGGCCUAUAUAAAAACAUGGGGUGACCAAAUGGCAAGUGAGGACAGGGUUCUUAUACAAGAUAAGGAAGGUUGGUCUAGAAUAGAUGCCUUCCCCUUGCUUGCUUCUAACAAGAAGAAAACCCUCUGCUACAGUUCCCUGCAUUGAUAUGAUUUUGAUAGGAGUUUAGGAUCUCUUCCUAAAUGGAUUUUGUCCUCCCCUUCUUACCAUCUGUCUGCUCUCUCUUUAUUGUACAAAAGCCUUGUGACUGCACCAUGAGGUGAGUGUUCCUCAUGAAUUUUCCUUUGCACAAAAGCACUACUGCAAGAAGUAGAAUCAGCUCCUGAUGCCAAAUCAAGCAGGCAGAGGAUACUUUGUAUAGACUGGGAACCCAAGCCUAUUCCUGUGCAUAUGCAAGACUGAGCUGUUUAUGCGAGGUUUAAAUGUUCCUUUUUCAAGAAAUGUGAAACCUACAUUGACAGCAAUGUACAUUUUAUAUCCAUUCAACGUUUCCCCUAGCAUUAACAAUAUUUGGAUAUGGCACAACUAGCCAGUACACUUUUGGCUUCUCACAAAAUAUGUCCACCUUCCAUGACAAUGAGAAAAUACUCAGAGAACCUACUACCUGGAGAAAUACUUAGCCACCGAAAAGUGUAUAAAUAAAAUGUGACAAUAAUGGAGGAGCCAGGGUGGUCAAUUUCAUAUCCUCUAAUUUUGUCUUUACAUUUAAUUAACCCUGUUUUCUAAUCACUCCUGUGAUUCGCUGUGCUUCCAAUUCAUUUGAAACAUUAUCUUAAUAUUAAGGGCUAUCCCCAU
This is a messenger RNA of Podarcis muralis (Common wall lizard), 4545 nucleotides long. It is a transcript of the gene SGO2, whose product is annotated as shugoshin 2. Gene Ontology annotation, cellular component: kinetochore; chromosome, centromeric region; nucleus. NCBI's taxonomy places the organism in Eukaryota, Metazoa, Chordata, Lepidosauria, Squamata, Lacertidae. Gene Ontology annotation, biological process: meiotic sister chromatid cohesion; meiotic chromosome segregation. The record is from RefSeq and is a predicted model, not a curated record.